AUAGACGCCCGCCUUCAGAAAAUCUAUCGUGUCGCAUCUAACGAGCCAUCCCAAUUCCCCAAGAGCAGUGAUAACCCUUCAUUGAAUUAUUCAUCCAUGCUCACCCAAUCACCAACCUUCAUCUCACCGCGAUAUCGCGAACUCCAAGAAUUCUGGGAUCUUUAUUGCAAAUGGUUGAUGAAGUGCAAGAAUCUGGAUGAUUCGCAAUCACAAAUUGAAUAUUGGAGAGCAAAGGAUUACUUUAUAGAAUUUAACAACGAGAUCCGGACUAAAUACAAAGGCGCUCCUGUUCCUUGGUCAAAAUUUCAACCUCCAGUUCCAACCUCGAUUAAUUAUUUGAGCAUGAUGAUGGAUAAAUUGGUGAAAUCUCAGCUUGGACUGCAUGCAUAUUUUAACUUGAUAAUAUUGCUGGGACAAUUAACGCUAAACAUCGCGUACAUCACAAAACAACUCGAGGAGGUCGUCACCUUUCCCUCGAAUGGAAGCGGGAUUUCAAACUCCUUGUCCAAUAGUUUUAGCCAAAGCUUCAUUCCUCAUACCAGGGAAGACUUCCUGAGAUCGGCAACCGGCAUUGGUUACUUGGUGGAAUUUUCGUUCCUGUCCAUUCUGAUAUUAGCAACUAUUUUUAAUUUCAUGGUGUUCUUUUUUUCUCAUUCCAUAAUGAACAAAAGCAUCUGGUUUCAAAAUACGAUCACCAUCAUCCAGGAAACGGCUGAAUUCUCUUUAUUCAAGUUCAUUCAUUUCCUAAAACCCUCAGCCUUCAUCACUGAAUUCCACGAUCCCCCUUCAUUGGACAUUAUCACGGAUCUGAUAAAAUUUCCACUCAAACAUAAACAGUGGGAACGACGAAUUGCAUUAUUUUAUAAAAUCUUUUAUGUCGUUGUUGCACGACCGACAUUCUUGGUCUUGGGAUUAGUAGCCCUCUACAUCAAAUUACUCUCCGUCUCCAAAGCCCUGGUAUGGUUUCGAACCUUGUCUGUCGUCCCCGGAACCAUUUGGAAUGAAAUGGUGGACAAUCGGAUGUUGUUAAUAAAUUUCUUGGGGCUAGCAAAUAAUAUUGCGGGUUUAUACGGAGUGCCACCCAUUGAUCAACGACGGGCAUUCUUUGAGAAUCAUCGGAUGCACGAGUAUGACUUUGUGAAUGUGCUGGUAAGGAAGUUUGUGGAUCAGGGCAAAGAAUGGCGAGGUUAUUGGAAUGUGGCGUUGUAUACGCUGAGCGUCACUAGUAAGGAUUUGAACGAAAUUUUUUGGGAUAACGUUUAUGGUGAUGAUGCCAACGUUUACAACGAGAGCUUUUAUCCCGAUAAUAAU
Molecule: messenger RNA, 1311 nt
Organism: Acaulospora morrowiae
Lineage: Eukaryota; Fungi; Glomeromycota; Glomeromycetes; Diversisporales; Acaulosporaceae
Source: the annotation of a GenBank genome assembly